Messenger RNA from Dendronephthya gigantea, 2187 nucleotides. RefSeq names its product IgGFc-binding protein-like. Gene Ontology annotation, cellular component: extracellular matrix. NCBI's taxonomy places the organism in Eukaryota, Metazoa, Cnidaria, Anthozoa, Malacalcyonacea, Nephtheidae. The record is from RefSeq and is a predicted model, not a curated record. Gene Ontology annotation, molecular function: calcium ion binding. The transcript has 10 exons. Bases 1 to 2187 code for a protein of 728 amino acids.
AUGUCAAAUGGUACAACAACAGACAAUGAAGUAGAAUUUGGCAAUUCUUGGAAAACUGACCCUGACUGUGAAGAUGCAACAUUUGUUGAUCAUCCUUGUACAACAAAUCCUGACAGAAAUGCAACUGCAAGAGCCAACUGUUCAGCUCUACGCGAUUCUCCAUUUGAUAAAUGCUCAAGUUAUAUCAACCCAGACUCAGAGGGUUAUAUUAGCGAUUGUGAAUACGAUGUUUGUGCUUGUGAUGAUCAUCCAACUGUUUGUUUAUGUCAAGCAAUAGAGGCGUAUGUAGAUGACUGUGCCUCGUAUGGAGUGAAUAUUACCUGGUUGAGUUAUCCUCAAUAUCAGCAAUGUACUACUCCUUGUGCUAGUGAUCCUUGUUUCAAUGGUGGUACUUGUACAAAUAUUCAUAGUAACUUUUCGUGUUCAUGUCCUGUCGGGUUUACUGGUCACCGCUGUGAAAUGAAAGUUGAUGAUUGUGAUGAUCUAUCUUGUGGUAAAAAUGAAGUUUGUGUCAGAGUUGGAGAUACGUUUGAUUGCGUUUGUCAUCAAGAUUACACAGGAGAUGAUUGUAAAGAAAAAGUCGAAGCGACAUGUGUAACUUAUGGAGAUCCUCAUUAUAGAACGUUCGAUGGAAAACGUUUUGACUUUAUGGGUAAAUGCGAAUAUGUUCUGGCUAAAGACAGAGUAAACAACACAUUUGAAAUAAGACAAGAAAAUGAACCUUGUGGAAAUGGACUAGUAACAUGUACGAAAUCAAUAACAGUCAUCUUCCCGGGUUUAACUAUCAAACUUCAGAGAGGAAUGACUAAUGUGAAUGGUGGAGAGAUCAGCUCGUCGACAAACUACGGGGCUGUAAACGUUACAAUUCAUGGCAAUGGUAGGACCGUCGUGACAAGUGAUUAUGGUGUAACUGUGUUUUGGAACAAUGUUUAUAAUGUUCGAGUAACAAUCGGAGGUCGAUACGUGAACAGGACAUCAGGUUUAUGUGGUACUUAUAACAAAAUGAAAUAUGAUGAUUUCUGGACACCUUACGGUACCAUCGUAGGUGAUCCAGUCGAGUUUGGAAAUUCUUGGAAAGUCGAUCCUACAUGUGAAAAUGCAACUACAGUGGACCACCCAUGUGACGCCAAUUUAGAGAGAAGAUUGAUAGCACGAGAGAAUUGUUCAGCAUUACUCAAGCCACCCUUCAGUAAUUGUUCCAGUUAUAUCAAUGCAACUGAAGAAGGAUAUAUUGCAGAUUGUGAAUAUGAUAUGUGUGCUUGUGAAGAUGAUUCUGUUGCUUGUUAUUGUCAAGCGCUUCAAACGUAUGCUGAUGAUUGCUCUUCUGAUGUCAAAAUAACGUGGAUGAAUUUAGAACAAUUUGCCAUUUGCAACGCGCCGUGCGCCAGUGCUCCAUGUUAUAAUGGCGGAACCUGUACAGACAUUGAUUCUUCGUCAUUUGAAUGUAGAUGUCCUGCCGGAUAUAUUGGUGCCCGAUGUGAGAACAAAGAUCUUUGCCAAAUACCAUAUUUAUUCUUGUCAACAUCAUCGGGAACGGUCUCUUAUAAUACAGAAAACUCCACAAGUAUCCCAAUGAAGGUUGACGAUAGAGUAAACGCCUUAUUGUCAUAUGAUGCUAUCAACAGACGUUAUUCACUGUCGAUGGAAGAAACAAUUUUGUAUUACUACCAUGAACUGCAUAGUAGAAUAUAUGUGUACAAUAUUACUAGUGGCCAAUCGCAAGGGACUGAAGUUGAUGCUCUCAAAGAUAUAUCUAGUGUAAAAGAUCUGGAAAUGGACACAACAAAUGGUUACCUCUACAUAGCAAGAGCAGGUGAUCCUCCAAUCGUACGUUAUAACCCAGGAGAUAACACAAUAAUGGAGUUCAAUUUUGAUGGUUCAGCGCAGUCAAUUUCUGUGGAUGAGUACAAUAACGUCAUUUACUGGGCAAACUAUGAUGGAAUCAAUCACAAUGUUAUGAAAACUAGUCUCAAUAAGCAAACAAUUGGUUUAAACAUUAGUUAUCCUGGGGCGGUUGAAUUGACGUCUGAUGUUCUAAAUUUGUAUGUCUUGGACACCAGCAACAACCGUAUCGAUAAGUACUUGAAGACAUCGUCCGAAAAACAAGGAAAUUUUACCUACCAUGUUACGAUAAAUGACUUGAUAAUUGCAUAUGGCUCACAGAAAGAACUUAUAAAGAUUCAUUGA